AUUUUUUUGAGCAGUGUAUAUGUGUAUAUAUAUAUAUACUAUAUACACACAUUAUUCCCUUUUUAUCUGUUUACAUACUCGUCUUUAUAGUAGACGUAAAAUUAAAAGUUCUGUUAAAUAACAGAAUGAGUCACAGUGUCUGAGCUCACCGUGUAGUUUAAUAACAUGGAUGAGCAUCUUAAUCGUCAGGUGAACUGCUUUUUGGUCAUUUUGACCCGUUUAUUUUUCCCCUCAGCAGCCAGUGAGGUCGACGUCAGCAGCCAGCUUCAGGAUCUCCGUCUGGUGGACUCCCAGGAGGAGGAAGAGGAGGAGGAGGUGCCCGUCCUCCGGGCGUUCUUCAUCAGCGUGGUGGACGAGUCGGAUCUGUGCGGAGAGGAAGACGACGACCUGCGGCACGCCCAGCGGCUGCUGAGGGAGUAUGAGAGGAGGGAGGGCGUGGCGGUGGGAGAGCUGGAGGACAGGGGAGGAGGAGGAGGAGGAGGGGAGGAGAAGUACGAGAAGACGAGAGCCAGACACGGAGACGCCAUCUUCUCCAGGUUCAUGAAGAAGAUCUCGCUCUGUCCUCAGCAGAUCCUGCGCUACUGUCGCGGUGGGAGGCCGCUCUUCAUCUCCGAGCCGCCGGCCGACGUGGCGACGACGACAUGCGGCAACUGUGGAGGAACCAGGACCUUCGAGCUGCAGCUGAUGCCGGCUCUGGUCAGUCUGCUGCGGAGGACGGACGGUGGUGGUGGUGGUGAGGCCGAGCUGGAGUUUGGGACGGUGCUGGUUUACACCUGUAGGAACAGCUGCUGGACAUCAGGAUCAGCUGUGGAGGAGUUCUGCUCUGUUCAGACGGACCCAGACCAGCAGCUCUUUAAAUGAUGACGGUGAAGAUGGUAGUUUCACUUCUGGUUCCUUUGAGGGGCCAAAGAGUCUCCACAGCGGCUGGAAGUCUUCGUGUGUUUGAAGACCUCAUCGUGCAGCAGUGAUGUCACUGUGUAGUCCAGUACACUGUGACAUCACUGCUGGGUGUGGUGGUUAAAGGAGCCGCAGAGAAACACUGAUAAAGUUACGCCUUAACGAGCAGAUCAAUACUGAAGCUGCUGCUACAGAUUCUCACUAUGAAUAGAAUCAUGACACAUGUGGUGUUUUAACCAAUAUUCAGAGAAAUAAUAAUCUUUAAAAACACAAACGGAUCAUUUUUUAAACAGCCUUUCUCGUGGAUUGUGUCCCCUUUAAAUGUUUGUUUUAUAACAGAAUAAAAACAGAUUAUUUAGUG
This is a messenger RNA of Anarrhichthys ocellatus (wolf-eel), 1258 nucleotides long. Its product is annotated as programmed cell death protein 2-like. The record is from RefSeq and is a predicted model, not a curated record. Gene Ontology annotation, biological process: apoptotic process. The transcript has a single exon. Bases 166 to 861 code for a protein of 231 amino acids. NCBI's taxonomy places the organism in Eukaryota, Metazoa, Chordata, Actinopteri, Perciformes, Anarhichadidae. Gene Ontology annotation, cellular component: cytoplasm.